UGCCCAAAAAAAUCAUCAUAUCCUAGAAUUCACUUGAUAUCAUUAUCCCAUUCAUAUAUAAACCUGUCAAUUGAUCAUCAACACCUUUGUUCAAUCCUAACUUUUCCUUUCAAAUUCUAUCCGAAUAUCUCUUUUUCAUUUUACCUUUGUUCUCAGCAACAAAGAACUUUUUGAAGUUGAUCACAUCUCACUAUCAUUUCUUUUUAUUCAUUUCGUUACUUCUUUCAUUUUGAGACAGAAACAUCAAUUCACAAAAAUAAUGUUCACGUUUUUCAAUCUAUUGCAAGUCCUCGGACUGCUUACUUAUGUCAAUGCUCAUUUAUCGCUUAUUACCAUUCAUGGUUCAAACAAUAAAGUUGGACAUGCAUUCGGAGUACACACAGAUGGAAAAUAUCCAAGAAGACCGGGUGGUUCAGGUGAUGCUGGAGGUGAUUCUGGUGUUUUUCAAACUGGUACCGAUCAUCCCAACCCAGCAUGUGGUUCUACACCAGAAUUGGGUCAGGUUGAUGUCACUUCAUGGUUAAGUCAAGCUGAGGGCUCCGGUCUACCAGCGGCUUAUUCUAAUGGAUCACUUGUGGUCACAGCCUUUCAAGUCAAUCGUGAUGGUGGUGGACCAAUGUCCUGUGAAUACAACGAAGAUGCUACCACCAAGUCAUUCAAACCAAUGACCAUGACUCUCAACCAAGCUGGAAAUUCUGGAAUAUUACCUCAUGUUCGUGUUAACUCGACUGUGGUGAUGACCUUUCCCAGCGGAGCAAAAUGCACAGGCGGUUGGACACAGACUGCUUGUAUCGUUAGAUGUCGUACAGGUGUGAAUAAGCGAUUUGGAGGUUGUUUCGCCGCCAAGCUUGCUUCUAGCAAUUCUCUUUCACUCGCUUCUGGAUCAGGCAAGGGCAGUACUGGUCUCACAAGUCAACAAAUCAAUCAAAUCGCUGCAGCAGUUAUUGCUCAAAUGAAAUCGAGUGGUUAUGUGAUUUCCAAAUCUGCUAAAUCUCGGACUCGUCAUCGCAAUCGAUCUAUUGAUGAAGAUGCAGAAUAGAUUCAUCAGCACGAUAAGUAGCGCACUCUAACUUAUUCAACUGAAAACAUUGCAACCAUACUGUACUACUCCUAUUUAAAUUAUUUAUGAUCUUCAACGUCACAUUUAGUCAAAAAUAGCUAGAUCCUUGUUAUCUUCAUGUUUCGAAGACCCUCAUGGUGGUCUCUUUGCCAUCUAGUGCAUCUUAUCAUCAUCUAUUUUCUCUUCUUAUAUAUAUAUCUACUCACUCAAUUUCGAUUUGAUUUUCCUACAUCUUUCACUAUUCUAAAGAUCCAACUGUUAACUCUCCUUCAUUUCAUUCUUCUACAGAUGUAGUUCUUCGUUUUUUUGAAUUGUCAAUUGUCGAUUGUUUUCCUUUACUUGACUUUUCUCUACAUUAACAGUAGAUCAUGGACUUCCCAACGAAAUCCAAAUCAUGUUCAAACACUUUUCUCAUAUUC
Messenger RNA from Melampsora larici-populina 98AG31, 1479 nucleotides. RefSeq lists its product as uncharacterized. The transcript has 8 exons. Bases 260 to 1039 code for a protein of 259 amino acids. The record is from RefSeq and is a predicted model, not a curated record. Lineage: Eukaryota; Fungi; Basidiomycota; Pucciniomycetes; Pucciniales; Melampsoraceae.